Messenger RNA from Loa loa (African eye worm), 321 nucleotides. RefSeq lists its product as hypothetical. Bases 1 to 321 code for a protein of 106 amino acids. The record is from RefSeq and is a predicted model, not a curated record. NCBI's taxonomy places the organism in Eukaryota, Metazoa, Nematoda, Chromadorea, Rhabditida, Onchocercidae. The transcript has 2 exons.
AUGCAAGCUUAUGAAAUGAUAAAUGGUGAUCAUUUAGAAUUAACAAUUUGGUCACAUGAAUAUUGGAAAAUUUUGGACCAUUUUAUUGCUACCAAAUUAUGGCCCGAAUGCAUCAAAUAUAAAUUAUGCGGUAUAGAGAUUACGGAAAGCCAAUAUUACGAUAAUAUUGAUGCGGUAUGUGAGCUUCAUUACGGUAGUCUAAUUCAUGACAGUACUGAAAUGUAUCUUAAUUGGGCAUCGAACGAUAUUCAGCAAUCAAAUUUGCCAUGUUCCAUCGAAUUUGAUGGCAAAUUGUAUUAUCAAAAAAAUUCAAUUAUCUAA